Uloborus diversus is the source of this 1926-nucleotide messenger RNA. RefSeq names its product F-box only protein 28-like. NCBI's taxonomy places the organism in Eukaryota, Metazoa, Arthropoda, Arachnida, Araneae, Uloboridae. Gene Ontology annotation, cellular component: nucleus. Bases 281 to 1546 code for a protein of 421 amino acids. Gene Ontology annotation, biological process: positive regulation of DNA-templated transcription. The transcript is spliced from 6 exons. The record is from RefSeq and is a predicted model, not a curated record. Gene Ontology annotation, molecular function: protein binding; transcription coactivator activity.
UUCAGUGUACUGAAUUGGUCUUUAGUAGAACAACUUUCUAAUUCAAUUUUCCUGCUCAAAUAUAAUAUUUGAAUAUUUGCUAAGUGUUGAGGAAAAUCUGUAAAUCAUUUCUUGCUUCAAUAGUUUACCCGCUAUCUUUUUUAUUUCUUUAAGUGCGUAGUGAAUGCAUUACAUCCAUGCAUAGGAACUGAAUGAAAUAUUUUAGUGAGAUUGUUGCGCUGCUGCGCUAAUUUCCAAACAAUUGUUUAUGCGGUAGUGUGAAAAUAUUUUGCAAAUUCUGAUGGCCGAUAAAUUUGAUAAAAUGCAGCCAAGUUGUAGCAGUUCUAGCGUUGCUAUUGCUUUAGAGAACAGUGUUGCUUCAAGUGAUGAACACACAGAAACAAGUAAUACGAAAAUAACUGAUUUGCCUGCUGAGAUUUUUCAUACGAUUUUAAGAUAUCUAUCAUUUGACAACAUAGCUAAAGUUAGAUUGGUUUCACAACACUUUAACAACAUGUGUUCAACUUUACUCAAUUCAGAAUUCAAUCAUUUACGAGUAAUAGUGCAACAUAAAUUUUCAAGCAUCAAAGCCCAAAUGCCGAGAAGAGAAUCUUCAAGAAGGAAACAUCCCUUGGCUCGGGAAUGCGAUAUUAUUGAGACAUUGUUCAUGAGAUUGACGCUGUUACAUAUGACUUUUGGAAAGCAUAUGGAAAGAAAAUACUGUUGCUUUUUUGCAGGAGAAAUUUUAGAUGAAAUCCACAAAAUACUAAAUUAUGUGGAAAAGAAUUCCGCUUUAAGUCGUGCCUAUAAAGUUACUGAUGAGCUUUUUGAUCUAUCUACUAUGGCAAUGGAGUAUUUUAAGGAACACAUUGAACCUGGCCUACCAGAAGUUUCCUACUUCUCUACUGAUGUGUUUGAAUACCCAACAUUCAGUUGUUUUUCAUCCACCUCAAAAUCUCAUCUCUCACUUAUUCAAGAAACUGCUGGGGGUAAAUCCAAAACUUCGUUGUCCCCUCCAUCUACUCCAAAUCCAGCUAAGGGUUUAAUCAAGAGAGUGAAAACAAUAAACCAAUUAGUAAAAAAACAAGCAAAAGAACUGUCAAGUGUCAAGGCCUCUGUGAAAAUUCUUGCGCAAAAGAUUAACUCCUUAGAAGAAAUUGUGCACCAAACAAAAUGGCAACAAAAGAAUUCUGAAGGGUCAAUUAUACCCGAAAUGAAUGAAAUGUUACUGGGAUUGAAUUUUUGUAAGCAUGAAAUAGAUGCGCUUAGUUCUGAGUUACCAGAAUCAACUGCCACAAGUGAGUUAAACAAUGAAAUCGAAACCUUGCAAUCUAAAGUUAUUCCUGCUGUCAGUGAACUUAUUUCAAAAGAAAACAAAAGACAAUCUACUGUCCAUGGAUCUCAUACACCCAAAUCUAGCACUUCCAGCUUGAAGACUUCUUCUGAAAGAUGCAGGCCGUCGAGUUCUAGUGCAAGAUUGUGUCACAGUCGUAGGUUGCGUAAGAGGUCUUCAACUGUGACAAAGAGUGAAUAUGAAUUACAAGAGAAACGAAGGAAGCGUACAUGAUUUUUUAAAUUUGAAAUAUUGACUUAUCAUGAUAGCAUAAAUCAAUUCAUAAAAGCACUUUUGAAAUAAUUUUAUUAGCAGUUGAAUCAAGAAUUUUUUAUUUGAAAGAUAAGUAGCCCUUUCAUGUUAAAUGAACAUGACUUUAUUUUCCAUUAAUAACUAAUGCUUUAUUUCUGUGGAUCAUAGAUUCAUUUGGUUUUCCUAUUUUUAUAAAGUGAAAUUAAAGCAAGCUUUAAAAAAAAAAACUUUUUCAGUUUAUAAAAUUGUAUAUGUUUCUAUGCAUAUUAUAUUUAUUUAUAUGCUUAGUGCAAUGUUUCAAGUUUAUUAAUUUAAUUGCAAACAUUCACUGUCAUACAUGUAUUAGCUUCAUGAUGCUUCAU